Scleropages formosus (Asian bonytongue) is the source of this 1236-nucleotide messenger RNA. RefSeq names its product protein phosphatase 1 regulatory subunit 3D-like. Lineage: Eukaryota; Metazoa; Chordata; Actinopteri; Osteoglossiformes; Osteoglossidae. Bases 310 to 951 code for a protein of 213 amino acids. The transcript is spliced from 4 exons. Gene Ontology annotation, biological process: regulation of glycogen biosynthetic process. The record is from RefSeq and is a predicted model, not a curated record. Gene Ontology annotation, molecular function: protein phosphatase 1 binding; glycogen binding. Gene Ontology annotation, cellular component: protein phosphatase type 1 complex.
UGCAUCGAGUUUGUUGCUUAUUAUGCUUUAAUUAAUAAAGGCCGAUGUCGUGUGUUUCGUGGUUUCAUGGAACUCCAAGAUAAAUAUGAGCGCAUUUGACGGUCCCGGCGCACGUGCUCUCCGCUGACAGGGCUCCCCCACCCCUCGUUGUCCCAACGCCCCAGCUGCUCUGAUGGCGACCCGCGCCGCCGUGACGCACCACCGCACAGGUACAUCUGAUGCCGGACAGCCGCGGACACGCGCAGACGGUCUCCUGUCGCGCCCCCGGGUCACACAAGUUCGUCUCCGAGGUGCGGAGCAUCUCGGCUCAUGGACGCGCACGGCGCUCCCGAGAGCCCGGGGACGGACCCCCCUCCGGAGGAGGUGUUCUCGCACAGCGAUGGAGGCGCGGAGGUGCGCGGGAGGAGGACGAGGGGGGGCAUCUCCGCGCCCACGCGGCUCGGCCACGCUGCACCCACGCUCCCCUCCGACGGCUGCAGGAAGAAGGUGCAGUUCGCGGACGCGCUCGGGCUCGACCUGGCCAGCGUGAAGCGCUUCAGUGCCGCCGAGGAGGCGCCCGCGCCCGCGUUCUCCAUGCCCCCGGAGAGCGCCGAUUUCGACGCGCGUGUCCGCCGCUGUCACGUGGCCCUGGAGGACGUGUCCGUCUCCGGCCUGGAAGUCCGUGGCCUCGUCCGCGCGCUCACCUCGGGCAGCCGCCGCGCGGAGGUGGGCGCGCGCUACACUCUCGACGAGUGGCUCUCCUUCGCGGACGCGCACGGGGCCCUCGCGCCGGACCAAGUAGGCGCCGAGGCAGGCACGCGCUUCGCGUUCACGUUGCGCGUGCCCGGGCCCCUGGAAGCGGACACGGCGGUGCGCUUCGCGGUGUUCUGCAGGACGGAGCUCGGCGAGUGGUGGGACAACAACGGGGGGUGGAACUACACGCUCUGCAACCCUCAAACCCUCCUGAGGUGAGAACUGGGGGACAAAGGAGCUUCACGAGACCCCAGAGUGGGCAUGCUGUACUGUGUCAAGGUGCAGCAAAAGACCACCUUCAUGUCUCCUCCAUGUCCCUGGAUGGAACAAACUCGGCAAAGUGACAUCAGGGGUCCGAGGAGCACGGCGAGACACCAGGCGUGAUGUUCCACACCAUUUCCUCCACAUUCAGAUGUGGGCGCUGGGCAGAGGAGCUUCCCCUGAGCAGACAUCAUUACCUGUGUCGUUCGUGGAGGGGGGGGUUACUGUGUAUAUUGAUGGAAA